AUCACGACGAAGAACAAACUGACUGUCAAUUCCAAUUGUCAAAACCUGUCAAAAAUUCCAAAAAGUUUACUUGGGAUAGGAAAAGAGCAUUGGUUGAAGUGGACUGAAUUUGCAGAAAUGGGGGGACAUGGCCACGGUCAUCACGAACCUUACACGAUCCCAGACUAUAAAAUAUUCAAAGUAGCUGACGUUCCUGAAUUAGUAGCAGUAGAAAAAGCUCUGGCUGCUCAAGGUUUGAAAGACCCCUGGCUGCGCAAUGAAGUCUGGCGAUAUAACGUUAAAGAAUGGGGAACUGAGAAGGCCCGUGGAAGACUAAUUUUCUUUAGAGGUUUCAAAUAUGGCUUUGCAGCUUUCCUCGUAACUAUUGCUGGCACUGCCUUGUAUGACAAAAUAUAUCCUAGUGAUCAUGGACACGGCAGCCACGAUCACAGCAGUGACCAUUAAUAUUAUGAAUUAUUAGUGUAGUUGUACAAUGUUAUUGAAUAUAAUAGGUUUUAAAAUA
Messenger RNA from Anoplophora glabripennis (Asian longhorned beetle), 502 nucleotides. RefSeq names its product NADH dehydrogenase [ubiquinone] 1 beta subcomplex subunit 3 (gene ND-B12). The coding region runs from base 118 to 444 and encodes 108 amino acids. Gene Ontology annotation, cellular component: mitochondrion. Gene Ontology annotation, biological process: electron transport chain; mitochondrial respiratory chain complex I assembly. The record is from RefSeq and is a predicted model, not a curated record. The transcript has 2 exons. NCBI's taxonomy places the organism in Eukaryota, Metazoa, Arthropoda, Insecta, Coleoptera, Cerambycidae.